GCUCAGGUCCGUCUAUGUCGGAUGUACACAGCAAGGCGACGACUUCUUGACCUCUACUUGGCGCGUAAGGUGUGCAGCUCGAUGUUCAUCCGUCUAGAACUGUAUUCAAAUCUCGGCGCAGAGACACGCUGGAACAGAUCGAUGUCGCUAAUCUUCUCAUUGAGAAAUACCCUGAUGCGAGUCUUACCUGCCGAUUGCUUCAAACCCAUCUCACGACGUCCGCAGACCUUCCAAUAUGCCCUCACCUCGAG
Mycena citricolor is the source of this 251-nucleotide messenger RNA. Lineage: Eukaryota; Fungi; Basidiomycota; Agaricomycetes; Agaricales; Mycenaceae. The record is from the annotation of a GenBank genome assembly.